This is a messenger RNA of Aureobasidium subglaciale EXF-2481, 1074 nucleotides long. RefSeq lists its product as uncharacterized. NCBI's taxonomy places the organism in Eukaryota, Fungi, Ascomycota, Dothideomycetes, Dothideales, Saccotheciaceae. The record is from RefSeq and is a predicted model, not a curated record. The transcript is spliced from 2 exons. The coding region runs from base 1 to 1074 and encodes 357 amino acids.
AUGCCUUCCAUCAGCAACAUCGUCGCCGCCAUGGCCUUCGCCGGCACCGCCCUCGCCAUCCCCCAGUACCAGAACGUCAGCUCUUCCGCUGCCCCUGUUGUCAGCUCCAGCAGCAGCGCCAACAGCACCUCUGCCGGUUCUUCCAGAACCUCCUCCGCCGCUGGCGGUAUGGCCACUCUUCCCGCUCUUGCCGAGUCCGCCUACUGCCCUGGCCUCAACGGUGCCCUCGUUGGUGACUACCUCAUCCAGUGCAGCACCACUCACUUCGGUACCAUCCUCCAGGUCGGCAACGGCACCGUCGCUGUCGCUAAGCGUGCUGUCUACACCUCCCUCGGUGACUGCAUCAACCUUUGCGAGGCCACCACCAGCUGUGUCGGUACCGCUUUCGAUACCGCUGCCCGCACCUGUGCCCUCUACUCUGAGGUCGGCCAGGCCGUCGCUGCCCCCGGCACUGACUUCGCUGUCCUGACCAACCCCAACGGUACCCCCAUCUCUUCCGGUGCUCUUACCACCUCCACCAUCUUCAGCACCCAGGUCGUCACCAUCUCUAGCUGUGCCCCUACCGUCACCAACUGCCCUCUUAAGAACGGUGCCAGCGUCAUCACCCAGGUCAUCCCCGUCUCGACUACCGUCUACGCUUGCCCCUCGGCUGUUGUCGUUCCCGCUCCUGCUGUUGCCUGCGGAUGUGCUGCUUCCGCCACUGUUGUCACCCAGUACGGUCCUUCCUCCAGCGCUGGUACCGCCGUCAUGGUCCCCGUCCAGACCGUCACUGUCAACGUCCCCGUUCCCACUGCCACUGUCCUUACCACCACUGUCUGUGUCUCAUGCGCCAAGCCUACUGCCAACAUGAACAACGGUGGCAACGGAAACGGCAACAACAACAACAACAACAACAACGGUGGCUCUACCACCUCCACCGUCGUUGUCUGCAACGGUGCCAACUGCCCUGCUACCGUCACUGGUGCUUCCAAGACUGCCACCAACACCAUGGCCGUCUACACCGGUGCUGCCGACUCUGUCAAGGCCGGCAUGGGUUUCGCCGCCUUCGUUGCCGGUGCUGCCGUCCUCCUCUAA